AUGACUAUGAACUGUAUUGACACGCUUUUCUUUCUCUUACAAUAGAUGGUGAUAACAAAUAUAUGAGAGCAAUGCGUUUAAUGAGUGGAUUCUUUGCAUCUCUUCCAAAUAUGAAAUUACAUCAGCGACCAGAAGCAUUUGAAAUAUAUUUACCAUCAAAAUGGCCGUGGUUUUAUCUUCGACGACAACAAUUAUUAUUAUUUCUACAGGAUCCUACACAUUUAGCUACAAAGUGGAGAAAUCGUUCAUUAUUAUGUCGGACAUCGGAAAAUGAAUGUUGA
Didymodactylos carnosus is the source of this 281-nucleotide messenger RNA. The record is from the annotation of a GenBank genome assembly. Lineage: Eukaryota; Metazoa; Rotifera; Eurotatoria; Philodinida; Philodinidae.